This is a messenger RNA of Adineta steineri, 1350 nucleotides long. Lineage: Eukaryota; Metazoa; Rotifera; Eurotatoria; Adinetida; Adinetidae. The record is from the annotation of a GenBank genome assembly.
AUGCCUAAAGCAAGAUUUUUUUAUUUAAAAACAAGAAGAUUAUUAAAGGAAAAAAGUGGAAAAAGAAAAUGUUCAAAUAUUGAAUGGGCACAAAUUUUAAUUGGUUUAUUUGUUUCAAUAGCAAUAACAGUUUAUACAAUAAUUGAAACUAAUAAUGAAAAUUCAAUUGCAGAAGAAAAUCGUCGUCAAGAUGCUGAUUUAGCAAAUCAAACACGUUUAAAUGAUAUUUCAAUUGCUGAUAAUAGAGAAAAAGAAUUAAUUAUGAAUAAUUAUUUAAAAUUUUUAACUGAAUUAUUUGAAAAAGAUGUUCUCAAUCUCCCUCCACUUGAUCCAAUACGAUUUAUUCUUCAAUUUAAUACAUUUGCUGUUUUAUCUCAAUUAGAUUCGAAAAGAAAAUCUUAUUUAAUUCGUUGUUUUUAUGAAAAUCAUUUAAUAACAUAUCGUCAAAAUGACGCACCUCAAUUGAUUGAUUUAACUUCUGCUAAUUUAAUUGAAUUAAAUUUAAAUGCACGUCCAUUAAUUCAAAUAAGUCAAUCAGCAUUUCAAUGUGUUUCAAUUGCUAAUACAGAUUUAACAGAUUCAUCUUUUAAAAAUUUAGAUUUAUCUGGUACACAAUUUCAACAUAGUAUUAUGACUCAAGCUAUUCUAUCAUCAACUGUAGCUUCUGUCACAAGUUGUGAUGAUAAAAAUCAAGUUACAUCGUUUGGUGGUGCAUAUCUUUCUAAAGCCAAUUUUGAAAAGAGUAUUUAUAUUUGUGUGGAUUUUCAUCGUGUAACAAUGAAUAAUUCGAAUUUAAAACAAUUUCAAUGUACUGGCUGUAAUUUUGCUCAUGCUUCUCUAUAUGAAUCUGAUAUGAGUUUUUCCAGAUUUAUUUUAGAACCAUCUUUACCAUUUAUAUGUAAAGAUAGUAGACAAACUCACUUUAGAAAUAGUGAUUUAAGUAAAUCUAAUCUUUUUCAAGCUAAAUUUGAAAAUACAUCAUUUAUUCAAUCAAAAUUAAUUGAAAUAAAUGCAAAUCAAGCUCGAUUCUUUCAAUGUGAUUUAUCUAAUGUUAUUAUGAAUAAUUGUAUUCUUACACAAUCUCAAUUUAAUGGUUCAAAAUUAAUUUCAGCUAAUUUAAAUAAUUGUAAAAUUAAUAAAGUUUAUAUGAUUAAUGUUGAUUUUUCUUUUUCAACUUUAAUUAAUGUUGAUUUUAGUGAUAGUAUAUGUUAUUCAUGUAUAUUUAAUAAUACAAAUUUAACUGGAAUUAAUUUUCAAAAUUCAAUAUUAGAUAAAAGUUAUUUUACAAAUUCAAUUUUUAAUCAACAACAAUUAAUUAAAGCAAAAUCAAUUCUAGGAAUUCAUUUAUAA